ACUCAUUCAGUCGCGUUUUAGGAACAUAGCGAGCAACAAGCAAAGAAAAAGUGAAUCGAAGUGAAUCGAACAAGUGUUCAUUAAGAAAUUAAAAAAAAAUAUAUAUAAAAUUAAUGCAGAGAUCGUGUAAUUUCGCGAGCGCAAAUUGUAAACGUUAAGAAACGCGAAAAAAACGCAGUGAACGUGGUAGCUGACCUAAUAAGGGCUAGUGCAUACGUCAACUUAUAACAACUAUAGACUCUCUAUAGACUUAUAGACUCUCAUAAGCGCACUUGCGCCAACAACAACAAAAAUAGCAAAAUAUUAAAUUCAACAAAUAACAACGUGGCAACAGCGGCAAAGACAGCAUCAGCGCAAUUGCAAUGAUUGGAAAUUAUCAGGAAAAAUUGCUGAAACUACAAAGAACCAAAUCGAAGGCAGCAACUUACAGUUUGGGCUGAAACGCCGCCGCGUUGAGAACAUUGACAGAAGUUUCGCACUAAAGUGGAACGCGAAAGAGAAGAAGCGCAGUUGAACGGAAAACGCUACGGAAGCAAAUUUCCCAAGGAAGCCAAAAAGGCGCUUAGCAACAAAACGUUGCCCAACAGCAGAGCGAUCAAAUUACUUGAGCGAUAAAGCAAAGAAAGCAAAUACGACACUACUAAGAAUACGACGCAUACAGACACAGCAAAGCUACUUAAAGCAACAUGCGAAUAGCAAAUAAUCACUACCAGUGGUCAUCGGCAUUGACAAUGCCACAACAGCAACAACAACUAAACUGGGGGCUACAGCAGCUGAUUAGCAUUACAUGUCACGUGCUUACGCUGAGCUUGCUGACGCCAAUGGCCCGUGGUGCAGCGCCGCGCCCUCUCGCCACACACAGCGCUCAGCCAAUGGCUGCGACCGCCGAUGCAAAACAUACCCUCUGGAUGCACGUGAAUAAAACGUGUCUGACGAGCACUUGCAAUAACACGCUCACCGAGCAGCACCUCGAGCGGCUGGAGCGUAACAUCGAUUGGACGGUGAAUGCAUGUGAUGACUUUCACACGCACGCAUGUGGCAAGUGGACGCCGCCUAGCGGACAUCUGACCUCCGCCAGCAUGAUGCAGGUGGCGGAAGAAUCACUGACAGCGCGUUAUGUGGAAUUAUUUGAGCGCUCGCUGAAUGAUAGACACGCGCAAAGGCGCGGUGUAGCAACGGUCGCGGCGGCGGUGACGAGAGCAGCGCAGCGCCAACAAGUGCGACGUGCUCGUCGGCACGGUGCACGCGCUGCGGUGCGGCAUGUGCGCGCGGCUGAAAGUGGCGGUGAAAAGCAGCUAGAAACAGCUUUAAAUGUAGAAGUGCCCAUCGAAGCGUAUGACAUGACAACGGAAGCCGAAGAUUACGAUCUGGUGAUUUCAAAGUUGCUACAAUAUUAUCGUGUGUGUAAGCGCUCUGAGCGCCUAACAUUACGCGGCUACUAUGAUGAAAUACGCGCAGAGGGAUUGCUGCGCCCGCAACAGCGUCACUGGCAGGAAAUGCUGGCAAACUUUGCGCGCUAUGGUUAUGGCGAACAAUUUGUAUUCUUUCGGGUGCGUCAACAGAAUGCGACACAACAUGAUAUUACUGUGCUGCCGCAUGACACACAUAAGCGGCUCAAUUUGACGGCGGAAAUAUACGAAAUACUGCGUGCACAUACACACAAGAGUCGCGCUGAGUUGGCAACGGAAUUUCGCGCGUUGGAAACACAUGUUGAAGGCGUGGUGAACAACAUGUGCGCGGUCGAUGGUGUGGAGCAUAAUAGCACUGCGCCUGGCACAACUACUAGAGCCGAGCAGCACGCGAUCAAUGAUCAGCCGGCGGCACCCAUCAGCGCUGAGGAGGAUUGUGAUCUUACGGAAACGCUAACUUUAGCUGAGCUGACGCAUCGAUGCGGAGACGUGGACUGGCAGCGCUUCAUAGGCGCGCCUCUUGGGCGACACUUGCAUGCAACCGAUCCUAUACGCAUCGAUUCGGUGGCAACCGUUUGCAAGCUGGCGCGCUAUCACAAUCAAGCGAAACAUGACCACAUCAAUUUUCUCUAUACACUUGCGCGCUUCCUCAGCUACCUCCAGCAGCAACAAUACAACCCUGUGCGUUUAGGCAGCAGUGCUUCCACCUGUAUACGUCACAUGCGUAAAACGCUGCCAGUUGCUAUGACUUACGUGUACGACCGCGCUUAUUAUGCGCCCGUGCGCGCUGAGAGCGAUCGCGUGAUACUCUCAAUAUUUGAUAAACUCAAAGAGGAGUUCGCGCGUACUAUAAUGCUCAAUCGCAUGCAAUUCGAUGCCGAUAUUGUGGAGUAUUUACAGCAGAAACUUUUGUCACUACGCAUCAACUUGGGUAACUUGCCGCCCGCGGUGAACUCCUCAUUCUAUGUGGACAUCAUGUGGAAGCUAAAUGUAAGCCACAAUAAUUUCUAUCGCAAUCACAUGCACGCUUUGGCGCACACAUAUGGUCAUGUGCGCCGUUUGGCUGCCAGCGCCUCAAAGAAGCACAACCGCAGUCCUUGGUACACUUUCAACUACCACGAGCCCACCUUUCCCGACAGUCUGGACGCUACGCCCUACUACUUCUGUCUGAGCAACAUGAUCAUCGUGCCGUAUGCCUACCUCCAAACGCCCUUCUACGAUCGUCAGUUCUGGUCCAUAUUGCUGUACGGCGAUCUCGCCAACACCUUGGGUCACGAGCUCAUCCACAGCUUUGAUAGCUCAUUCCUCGAGUAUGACCACGUGGGCAAUAUGAACGAGCUCAUGAUGCAGCGCAUCUCGGCGAAUGUGAACUUCGCGCACAACACUCAAUGUCUAAGUCAAGGCACCAAAUUCCUAGCCGAGCGUAUUGCCGAUGUGAGCGGCACGCGUUUGGCGCUCAACGCCUUCCUGCGUGACCCGCAGUUCGUGAAAACGAAUGGUCGCCUAUUUUUCCUGCAAUUCGCGCAGUUCUUCUGCAGCAACACCGAUGAGGCGACACAUCAGCUACAGGAUCCCUGGCAUGACGCGGACGCACUGCGUUUGAACUACACACUCUCGCAGAUGCCGGAAUUCAUGGAGGCCUUCAGUUGUUCGGCCCAAAGUCGCAUGAACGCGGCGCAGCGCUGUGGCCUGUGGUAGUUGAUACACAUGUGGGGAUGUGGGGUUUGGUAUCAUUAUACGAAUAUAGUAUGAAACGAAAAAUAUUAGUAUUAGCACAUUGUAUAAGUGGGUUAGAAUAAGCAAAUCUUUUAGCGCUAAGGUACUUAAAUGAAUUUACCAUGUAACUAGUCCAUAAUGUUUUUUUAUACAUAAUUCCUUUAAAUAUAAUAAUUAUAAUUUUUUUAUAUAUGUAUAUAAUUUUUAAGACUUUAGAAUGUAAUUAAUUUAUAAAUAUACACCAACUCAAAAUC
Zeugodacus cucurbitae (melon fly) is the source of this 3379-nucleotide messenger RNA. Its product is annotated as neprilysin-4. The record is from RefSeq and is a predicted model, not a curated record. Bases 687 to 3107 code for a protein of 806 amino acids. Lineage: Eukaryota; Metazoa; Arthropoda; Insecta; Diptera; Tephritidae. Gene Ontology annotation, biological process: protein processing. The transcript has a single exon. Gene Ontology annotation, molecular function: metalloendopeptidase activity. Gene Ontology annotation, cellular component: plasma membrane.